GAUUAAACUAGUCGGACUUUCAUCAUCAAAGCUUCAUGGAAAAGAAGAUUCUUGUACACCGAGAUCUUGCCUUUCUACACCUCACUUCACCUCCCUUCACCAAAUCAACAUCCGCCAUCAUCGGUGGAGAGAAAGGAUCCCGUCGCCAUUCUCAAUCUCUGUCAUAUUUCGUACAAUAAUAACAUGCUUCAUAUUGCUCCGCAUGAAUAUAGUGGCGCCCUUUAAUAAACAUUGUCGAGAUCGGAUUGUGUGGUAUUUGGCUUCAUCUCAUUUCAUUUUGGAUACCCGCAAAAGUCUCCCCCCUCUUCAACGCCCGUCACAACGAAAAGUCCCCGCGCCAUAGUUCUCUGUUCCCGUUAUCCGUGGCACAAUAUUCAUCCGUUUCACUUGCAGAUUCCAACCAACACGUCUUUGCGAAUUCACUGCGAGCACUUGAGUAGCGGGGUUCAUUGUUUGUUUGUUAAUCAAUUCCUGCUCGAUACCCUCGUCAGUCCUCCUGGAUUCAAGAUCUUCGGACCUAGAACUCUCGAGACCCCUUCCACCGUUCCACCUUUUAAUCAGAACUCGAACAUCUCACAGCCUCCAUCUUCUCGCCAUGGAAGGUCGGCCAUCACAGUUACCGUUCUCGCGGAAUACGAAUACGGCCUCUCCAUAUGGUCGUUCCUCGUUUCCACCCGCGCCAAACGGACAGCCUUCACAGUAUCCCCCGUCGUCGCAUCCACCGAGUGGCCCCCCUUCAUACCCGGAUCAUCAACGAAGAACUUCUGAUGGACAAUACUUUCAACCGCGUUAUCAAGAAGGGCCGCCGUUGCAUGGGGGAGGUCAUUCAAGACACCCGAGUUCUUCCUCGAUUGGCCAUUCAACUCCAGUAGGACGCGGUAUGCCUCCACCAUCUUCGCCGCAACAACAACAACAACAACAACAACAACACCAAGGACCCAUCCAACAUAGUUAUGGACCACCACAUCCCCGAGGACCUUCAGUAUCUGUUGGGCCUCCGGUCGGUUUUCCAAGUAGCCGAGAAUUGCCACCACCUUUGAAUAGACCACCUAGCACUGCUGGAAGUAACAUGUCCAUUUCAUCAUUACUUGGAGGCCCAACACCGACUACUCGUGAACAGAUACCAAACCAAUACACGUCCCCAAUUACCACAUCCGCACCACCUCCGAUGUAUGGCAGUGCGACGCAUGCUUCACCACGCGUCAGCUCAGCGGCAAACGACUAUACAUCUUUUGGACGUCCCCGGACCCCCGAUGCACGGUACGAACAUCGAGAUCACCGCGCGAAUUCUGCAGGAUCACCACCGGGCGCUGGACAAUAUGGAACGCCUGAUCAUCGACAUGCUACUCCCCAACACUACGGUCAUAGACCCUCUCAAAAUCAAAUCGCUCAGCAUCCAGACGAUCGGCGCGACUCACAAGGUAUGAGGGGUAGCAACAUGAACAUGCCUCCGCGACCAAACAGCCAGCCAAUGACAUACCAUUCAUCAACGUCUCGCCCUGGAGAUCGUUCGACGUUUCACGGCGAGCCACAACUUGGUGGUAGGAGAAUGGAGCAAGACCCUCGAGGGAUGGAGACUUUGACCAGAGGAGAUCCGAUCCAUCAAAGACCGAGUGGUUUCAGCAGUAGACAUGACCCGGUCUUCGAGCACAUUGAUAGAGAACGAGAGAGGGAGAGAGAGCGAGAGAGAGAUAGGGCGGAGAGGGAAUCCGCAGCAGCAGCCAUGAUGAUAAAUCACAGAGAGAGGGAGAGGGAGAGGGAAAGGUCUGCUUCAGAGCGAGAACAAGCUAUGGCCAUGCAGGAACAGGCACGGCCUGGCAUACAUGGGGAGUACCCACACCAAAUAUCUCAACGAAAUCAUCCCCAAGUCUAUGGUCGUCAGCCAGAUGCCCGUGAACAAGCAGCUUGGGCCCGUCCUGGGCAUGAACAACAAAGACCUGGGUUUGAACAACCACCAUACGAGCGACCACCACCAUCUUAUGCACCACAUGGUAAUGUCUACGACCAACCAAGAAGCGCGGCCCCCCAGUAUGGUAUUCACCCCGCUUAUCAACCUGUCCCAAAUCAUGAUCAACGUGAUCCUCGUUACACUCAUGUCUCUCAUUAUCCGCCACAUUCUCAGCAGCAACAAGCACCGGGACCAGGCCCCCAUUUUGAGCAAACAUUUGACGACAGGAUGCAGCAGCAGCAACAGCAGGAUCAACAAGCUGCAGCAAGACAGCGAGCUGAAGUUAAAGCUCAACAAUCCGCAUUCGCUGGGUCCAUGCCACCUAAUCCUCAAUACACGCAGCAUGACUCCCCGCAGAGAAGAGUAAUCGAAGAAGCGCCUCCUCAAAUGAUGCAGCAACAUCAAAGCCAAAGAGGACUUCUGAGUGUUCAAGAUAACCGCAGGGGAGGUCGAGUCUCACCCAUACCUCAAGCUGUACAAGGUGCACAAUCACAGCAGCCUGGUCCCGCUGGUGAACCUAGCAUCAAGAGUGAGUUUGGUAAAAUAUUCCCUGGCAUUGGAAGUGGAGUGGCUUUGAGUUUAUCUAGUCCCGUUGCGGGGUCUACUACUGGUGGUUUGCCUUUCUCUGGCUCACGCCGUGAAGAUCUCGAUUCACCUUCUGCGCACAAUUCGCCAAUUGAAAACGGUAGUUCUGCAAUACCUCGUCCAUUCGGUAGACGUCGUAAGCUCAAGGAGGAAGAUAGAAAUGAUGACGACAGUAGUACUGGACGACAGACUCCUAAUGGCAGAGGAAAACGUACAAAGCAUGCUGCACAUCGACAUAUUCACCAACACCGAGUAGCUGGUGCUCUGGAUCACAUCCCGUCACCUUCAUCUCAAUCGAUGACUCCGUUCAAAAGCGUGAAGAAAAUCAACGGUGAUGUAUCUCCACCUCAUGGAGAAAUAUCAGUUGUUCCGCAUCAUCAUCUGACCAAUUCACAUUCUCAUCAUCACCAUCACCACCAUCACCAUUCCACAGGACCAACCCACAAUUCUGUAGGACCAAGAGUUCCCCCUCUGAACAAUCAUCUCCAUAUGCCCAAAUACCGAGUUCAUUCACAAGAAAUUAUUGAUGAUGCUUCACAGUAUCCUCGUUGCCAUCUUGGUAGUGAAUAUUACCAGGCAAAUCUCUCAUUGUACCGAUCAAACUCUACUGGCGAAAUUCCAUAUAAUCGCGCGUUUGCUGGUACUAAUAAAAGUAGCGCCAAUUUCGAAAAUCUCAUCAACUGUACAUUUACAAUUAAGAUUUCCCGUGUUCACCUUCAGCCGCCGAGCAGAGCACAAAUCACAGCUCGGAAAAACCUCUGGGGUACUGAUGUUUAUUCGGACGACUCGGACAUCAUUGCGGCAUUAAUUCAUCAAGGUUGGAUUUGCGGAAAAUGGAGUGACGAUAUUGAUGUCAAACUUUUGGAUCUUUACCAAGCAGAUGAAGGAAUCUCUGUUGAGCCAGAGCUAGAUACUAUGGCUGAUGGACCGGAUGAAUUUUUUGAGCACCCUCCUGCAAGAGGUCCUAUGCCAGUUCGUAACAAUCGUGAUCUUCAUGUCACUGUACUUGUUCUGGGUUGUCUUGACAAGUACUUCAGCACGAUCCGAUAUGGUAUCAAGAGUCGUGAAUGGGGAGGCAAGAACACUCGUGCUCACGAUGGUUUGAGUUACUUGAUUAUGAACAUCAGGUGGGUUGAAGGAGUUAACGGGAUGGAGCGCGGAAAUGUUGCAAUGAAACAUCACAUGGAUAGAGAAUACCAGGAAGUUGAUCGAGACCGCGAGUUGUGGCUGGAAACAGCAAUGAACGGAAAUGGGAAGCGAACUAUGGACCAUGAUAAUGGAGAGGACAUAGUAAUGGAAGAAAGCAACAUGAGAGGUGAUGGAGAUGCGCAGCAUGUUUUAAAUGAUGGUGAAAUUAGAGGUGUCGGCAUGGGAAGUUGGUGGAAGGGAAAUUCUAGGGGUUCUUCAAAGCGCAUCAACACCGGAGAAGAUUCAGCUCCUCAAAGAGGAGUAGAAUUACUAGGAGUUGAAAUAUCACCACGCCCAGCAUAUUCUUCACCAGCCCGCGGAGAUGUUACUAGAGCAGAUGCCUUAGGAAAUGGAGACGCUACAAAGCAUUCUACGAAUUCCGCACCCAUCUCCGACAAUAGAUACAACACCAAUCCAACUUUGGAAUGGGGCCGUGUUCAGGUACCAACUGUGAACUCCGGUACUUCACCAAACAGAGAAAGCAAUUUGCCAGUUUCAUCCUCAAAUCCAGAACCGAUGGCAGUUGAAGAAACAGCUCCGCCUCCCAAAACCUCAAUGUCUACGGAAAUACUGGAGUCCGGAAAUCUUGCCCUAAAGACCACAGAAGACCCAAGUCGCGAAGAAGAAGUUGUCAAGGAUAUCAAAUCCACUCAGAACCUAAAUCAAGCUAUCCCUCAGCCAGAGAUUCAAUCAGAUCAACCAAGUCAAACGCCAGUCCCAGAAAGCAAAAAGGCGGACGAAGAUGUUUCCACUACAGCCGAGUCAAAAGACUCAGAGACCACCGCACAAGUCGUCCCGGUCGUCGAAGUCCCUGCGGCUGCAAUUGAAACAUUAGCUCAAGCUCAGACUAAUGAGGCCGGUGGAGACUUUUCUGCGGAAGUUGGUGCAGAUGCAGUUGUGGAUGCAGAUUCGUCUUCAUCUGCUCCUGCAAACAACUGAUGCAAUAAUGUGAGGCCAUGCCAUCGUCAUGGAAUUGCCUAACUGUGCUUUGUCUCAGCAGAGAAAGCCCCUACACGUUAGCCUUAUCCAGAAUAAUGAUUUCCUCACACAGUUUCGCAAGACAGAAAUAGUGCUGAGGGGAUUAUACUAUUUCAUUUUGACUUCGUUCAAGAUUAAAGAAGACUCAAUUCUACAGACACAAAAUGAUAACAACGAGCGUUCAUUUCUCGCAAUUCGAUCAAAUGUCAAAUAUUCCUGGGAAUAUUACCAAUGACCAUCUCCACUUUACGCAUACGAACCACAAUGCAUCGAACACUAUCUCUCUAGAUAUGUCACAUAUCAAGGAGGAAAGCAACAACCAAGCCACAUUUGGGAGAUUUAUCUCCUCCAAGAGAUGCUCGAGACAACAGUCCACACGCGUCUCAAAUCAAAAGUUCUUCUUGCCAGUCUCACAUGCCGGAACACAAGAUGGAUCCGAGCAAUAUCUCAGCAUACGCUUGUCUGCGAGGAUGAUGCUGCUCCCCGUCUUGUUUCCACCUUUUUUAACGUUCUUUUUGUUUUCUUUUUCUUUCAAGAAAUACCACCCAUCGUUGUUUUUCCACGUGAGCAAGGUGUUUGGCGUUUAACAUUCGGAUCAUCGUAUUUGCCAAGGCAAAUUGAUGAUCAAGCAAUGUUUACUGGCUUGCUAAGUACUUCGUAUGCCGAGAUUGGGGAUUGAGAGGCCGAUGAUGCAGCUUGCUCUUGCUGCAAAACAUGGAGGGAGGGUAUGUUGACACAGCAGUCCGGUGGGGAAGUAGAAGAGAUAACAAAGUGGAAUAUACUACAGCCAGUAAGCCCCAGAGGCGUAAGUUGAUCUUGCGAAUGUCCAUAGAUCGACUGAUCGUGGCGUUGAAAUAUAUACGUAGAUAGAUCAACAUAAAAUUGAAAAACAUAUCA
This is a messenger RNA of Botrytis cinerea B05.10, 5596 nucleotides long. RefSeq lists its product as hypothetical. The transcript is spliced from 4 exons. Lineage: Eukaryota; Fungi; Ascomycota; Leotiomycetes; Helotiales; Sclerotiniaceae. The record is from RefSeq and is a predicted model, not a curated record. The coding region runs from base 596 to 4660 and encodes 1354 amino acids.